AUGGGAGGAGGAGGAGGAGAUGGAGGUCUCCUCUCAGGUGAUGAGAAGCAAACCAUGCAGAAUCUUAAUGACCGCCUUGCUAACUAUUUGGGCAAAGUCCAUGCUCUUGAAGAGGCAAAUGCUGAGCUAGAACUCAAAAUCAAGGAAUGGUAUGCCAAAUUCAGCACUCCUGACACUGAUCGAGAUUACAGCAAGUAUUUUAACCUCAUUGAAGAUCUUCGGAACCAGAUAAGUCGACAUACAAUUGAGAAUGCUGGAAUUGUAUUACAAGUUGAUAAUGCUCGACUAGCUGCUGAUGAUUUCAAACUUAAGUAUGAAAAUGAGUUGUUCCUACACCAAAGUGUGGAGAGUGAUAUUAAUGGCUUACGCAGAGUCUUGGAUGAUUUAACCAUGAGUAAAUCAGAUCUAGAGUUGCAGAUUGAGAGCCUGAAUGAGGAACUUCUCUACCUGAAGAAGAACCAUGAAGAGGAAUUGAUGAGUUUCAGAGGAGCGGUCAGUGGUGAUGUCACCGUGGAAAUGGAUGCUGCUCCUGGAGUUGACUUAACUAAACUUCUGAAUGACAUGAGAGCCCAGUACGAAGAACUUGCUGACAAAAACCGGAGAGAAGCAGAAGAACAGUUCAACAAGCAGGUUGGCGCAUUGAGGCAAGAGAUAUCUGCCAAUGUGGACCAGUUGAGUUCAAGCAAAAAUGAAGUUACUGAACUAAGGCGCACCAUGCAAGGCUUAGAACUGGAGCUUCAGGCUCAGAUUGCUAUGAAACAAUCCCUUGAAGGCACUUUAGCAGAAACAGAACAAAGUUACUGUGAUCAGCUUGGUCAAAUACAGAUGCAGAUCAGUAAUUUUGAAGAACAACUUCUGCAGAUCCGGUCAGAUAUGGAAAACCAAAGUGCCGAAUAUCAGCAACUGUUAGGAAUAAAGACACGUCUGGAACAGGAGAUUGAAACCUACCACCGCUUAUUGGAGGGAGAAGCGGGGUAAGGAAUUUGCAAAUAUGUAAUUGAAAAAAAAAUACAUUCUUAGAAUAGAGUAAGAU
Messenger RNA from Thamnophis sirtalis, 1033 nucleotides. The record is from RefSeq and is a predicted model, not a curated record. Lineage: Eukaryota; Metazoa; Chordata; Lepidosauria; Squamata; Natricidae.